Halichondria panicea is the source of this 2851-nucleotide messenger RNA. Its product is annotated as DNA repair endonuclease XPF-like. Bases 118 to 2754 code for a protein of 878 amino acids. Gene Ontology annotation, molecular function: damaged DNA binding; single-stranded DNA endonuclease activity; single-stranded DNA binding. Lineage: Eukaryota; Metazoa; Porifera; Demospongiae; Suberitida; Halichondriidae. The record is from RefSeq and is a predicted model, not a curated record. Gene Ontology annotation, cellular component: nucleotide-excision repair factor 1 complex. Gene Ontology annotation, biological process: double-strand break repair via homologous recombination; resolution of meiotic recombination intermediates; nucleotide-excision repair involved in interstrand cross-link repair. The transcript has 29 exons.
CUAUUACUAUUUAGCUACUGCAGAUUAGACUACUGUGUGUGCAGGAACCACUGUAGAACAGAAGACUCUGCACUGCAUGGUGCACUGCAUGCCAUCAGGACUGCUCUCAUCUGUAAAAUGGCUCAGCUAGCUCCUCAACAUGAAGUGGUGCUGGACUUUGAGAACCAGACACUUAUCGAGCUGCUGUCGGAAGAUGGCCUCGUCAUAAUGGCAAGAGGUCUUGGUUUGGAUCGAUUGUUUCUCAAGUUCCUGAAGCUCUAUUGUGAUCCGCACAAUCUUGUGCUGGUGCUCAAUGCAUCCAGUCUUGAGAGUUUCCUCACAGAGGAGCUAUGCAGGGAAGGCGUUGAGUAUCCCCUGAAAUGCAUCACUAACGAGUACUCGGCCAAGGAAAGAGAGGGGCUCUACUUGCAAGGUGGUGUGGUGUGUAUAACAUCAAGGAUUUUAGUGGUGGAUUUCCUGCGAGGACAGUGCCCUAUAGAUAAAGUAACAGGAAUUCUCGUCUUUAAUGGACACAGAGUAAAAGAUUCUUCCACUGAGGCGUUUAUAUUGAGACUUUACAGGGAAAAAAACAAGGCUGGAUUCAUCAAAUCUUUUUCUGAUGCCCCCGAGCCAUUCACCAACGGGUUUUGCCAGCUGGAGCGUGUCAUGCGCAACCUGUUCCUACGCCACGUCUAUCUAUGGCCGAGAUUCCAUGCGACUGUCAGUGCUUCACUUUCAAGACACAAACCUGAUGUGGUGGAGCUGCGUCAGGCCAUGACCCCCCACAUGGUGGCCAUACAGAUGGCCGUACUGGAUAUCAUGAAAGCUUGCGUCUCGGAACUCAAGAGAAGUCAGCCAAGCUUGGACACAGAGGAGGUUACUGUCGAGAACUGUAUGAAUAAGUCGUUUAACCAGAUCAUCAAGUUACAACUAGACCCCAUCUGGAAUCAGCUGGGUGGUAAGACCAAGCAGCUUGUGUUUGACCUUCGAACCCUCCGUACCCUCCUCCAUUUCUUAACCCAGUACGACUGUGUCACCUUCUACAACUAUCUGGAGACCAUCAGGUCUAGUACGGACACGUAUGCGUUCUCUGGCCACUCCUCCUGGCUGUUCAUGGACUCGGCAGACACACUAUUCGUGAAAUCUCGGGAGAGAGUAUACGGUCGUUUCAAGUUAGGCAAGCAAAGCGUAAGUAAGGAUAAGACAAGCAAGGAUGAUGGAGGGGGUGGUCUAGAGGAGAGCCCGAAGUGGCAUCUGUUAUCAAUGGUACUGGAGGAGAUACGCAAAGAGACGAGAACAAACGAAAAAUUGGAGGGUAGCAGUAAGGUGUUGGUGGUAGCAAAUGACGAAAGGACGUGCUAUCAGCUGCGGCAGUACUUGUGUGAGGGUGGUCAGCGUUUGCUGGAGAAACAGCUGAGUCGGCUUAAUCUCACCGUUGAUACUACUACGAGCAAAAAUCUAAAGAGAUCUCUGCCGAGUCAAGUGGGAGGGGCUAGUAAGAAGAGAAAAACGGACACAGUGGAGGAACAAGAUGGGGAUGAUGAGGGGGUGGAGACUGGAGUCAUCUGUCAGCCCUUCCUAGAGGAGGAGGAGCUUGAGAUGGUGUUCAGUGAUGAUGAUGAUGGUCGCAUGGAAGCCGCCUCCUCGCACUUUGGACUCCCCUCUGGUCCCGUUAUUGUACUACACCCACUCAGUAGCGCUAACGACAACCCGUAUCACAUGGGAACAGUGUUGAGAGAGAUGGUACCACAGUUCAUUGUCAUGUAUGACGCUGAUAUCCAGUUCGUGAGACAAGUGGAGGUGUUCAAAGCCUGUCGCCCCGGGCUGCCCCUGAGAGUGUACUUCCUGCUCUAUGAUAGCUCAGUGGAGGAGCAGCGAUACCUCACUGGACUCAGGAAGGAGAAGGAGGCAUUUGAACAGCUCAUCAAAGACAGAGCCUCGAUGGUAGUCCCAGUGGACCGGGAGGGUCGGGUCGGGGACAACACACUACUGACGAGGGAACUCUCUGCUUCACAGGAAGUGAGCAGCAGGAAGGCUGGGGGGAGGGGCCAGGAGGUGGGGCCACAAUCGGUGCUGGUGGAUAUUCGAGAGUUUCGCAGUUCUUUACCAUUUUUGAUUCAUAGGAGAGGGAUCGAUAUCGUGCCCCUUACAUUAGAGGUGGGCGAUUACAUCCUCUCACCUGACAUGUGUGUGGAGAGGAAAAGCGUCAGCGAUCUGAUUGGCUCACUCAAUUCUGGACGAUUGUACAACCAGGCGGUGGCAAUGACCCGACACUAUAAGAGACCACUCCUACUCAUUGAGUUUGACGAGAGCAGAUCAUUCUCGCUACAGAAGUCUGGCUCUAUUAAGGGAGAGAUCUCAUCGCAAAGUGUUGCAUCAAAACUUGCUCUCCUCACCCUCCACUUUCCCACACUACGUAUCCUCUGGUGUCCCACACCCAAUGCUACAGCAGAGCUCCUUGAACAGCUAAAGGUAGGACAGGGUCAGCCAGAUGUGGAAGUGGCGCUGUCCAUGGGGCAAGACUCACUGGACAAAGUGGAGGGAGACAAGUACAACCCUUUAGUGAAGGAUUUUCUGCUCAAGCUUCCCGGGAUAAAUUCAAAGAAUUACAGACGUAUAAUGAACAAAAUCGGUGAUCUACAGGAGUUGGUCUCACUCUCUGAGGGUCAGCUAGAUCGUCUCCUUGACAACGAUGCUAACGCCAAGCUCCUCUGGUCAUUCCUACACACACAGUCCAAGGUCACCACCACCACUCGGGGAAAGAAGAGAACAUAAGAACACUAACAAUUUAUUUAUCAAAUACAAAAACUAAAAAUUAUCUUCAUUCCCUCUUCAUGCAAUGAUUACAUGUAUUUUGUAUUUGUAUGACACA